CAGGAGCGGCCGGGAGCCGCGCAGGGGGCGGGGAGAACGAGCGGCGAGCGGCGGCGGGGCGGCGCGGGGCGGCGCGGGGCGGAGGGCGCCCGAGGGCGAGCGGCCAGGCGGGCACGGCGGGUUCCGGGCCAGCCCCGGGGGUGGACGGUUGGCCGGGCGCGCGGAGCCGGGCCGGGGCCUUGCCGGAACCGGGCCGGGCAGCAGGGGCCGCCGCCGCCCGGGCCCGCCGCCCGCGCCCCCCACGCUGGCCCAGAGGGCUGCGGCCGCGUCGCCGCUGAGGAUGUCCCGGAAGGGGCCGCGAGCGGAGGUGUGUGCGGACUGCAGCGCCCCGGACCCUGGCUGGGCCUCCAUCAGCAGGGGUGUGCUGGUGUGUGACGAGUGCUGCAGUGUUCACCGGAGCCUGGGACGCCACAUAUCCAUUGUGAAGCACCUUCGCCAUAGCGCCUGGCCUCCCACGUUGCUGCAGAUGGUGCACACACUCGCCAGCAACGGGGCCAACUCCAUCUGGGAGCACUCCCUGCUGGACCCCGCGCAAGUGCAGAGCGGUCGGCGCAAAGCCAACCCCCAAGACAAAGUCCAUCCCAUCAAAUCAGAGUUCAUCAGGGCCAAGUACCAGAUGCUGGCAUUUGUGCACAAGCUCCCCUGCAGAGAUGAUGAUGGUGUCACCUCCAAAGACCUCAGCAAGCAACUGCACUCAAGCGUGCGGACAGGCAACCUGGAGACAUGUCUGCGCCUGCUGUCGCUGGGCGCCCAGGCCAACUUCUUCCAUCCAGAGAAGGGCACCACACCUCUGCACGUGGCUGCCAAGGCCGGGCAGACACUGCAGGCCGAGCUCCUUGUAGUGUACGGGGCUGACCCUGGCUCCCCUGAUGUUAAUGGCCGCACACCCAUUGACUAUGCCAGGCAGGCGGGGCACCACGAGCUGGCAGAAAGGCUAGUCGAGUGCCAGUAUGAGCUCACUGACCGGUUGGCCUUCUAUCUCUGUGGACGCAAGCCAGAUCACAAGAAUGGGCAUUACAUCAUCCCCCAGAUGGCUGACAGAUCUCGGCAAAAGUGCAUGUCACAGAGCCUGGACCUGUCUGAAUUGGCCAAAGCUGCCAAGAAGAAACUGCAGGCGCUUAGUAAUCGGCUUUUUGAGGAACUGGCCAUGGAUGUGUAUGAUGAAGUAGAUCGAAGAGAAAAUGAUGCGGUGUGGCUGGCUACCCAAAACCACAGCACCCUGGUGACUGAGCGCAGUGCUGUGCCCUUCCUGCCUGUGAACCCCGAGUACUCGGCCACGCGGAACCAGGGGCGGCAGAAGCUGGCACGCUUCAAUGCCCGAGAGUUUGCCACCCUGAUCAUUGACAUUCUCAGCGAGGCCAAGCGAAGACAGCAGGGCAAGAGCCUGAGCAGCCCCACAGACAACCUUGAGUUGUCGGUGCGGAGCCAGAGUGACCUCGACGACCAGCACGACUACGACAGUGUGGCCUCAGACGAAGACACCGACCAAGAGCCCCUGCGGAGUGCUGGCACCGCUCGGAACAACCGUGCCAGGAGCAUGGACUCCUCAGACCUGUCCGAUGGGGCCGUGACGCUACAGGAGUACCUGGAGCUGAAGAAGGCGCUGGCUACCUCCGAGGCAAAGGUGCAGCAGCUCAUGAAGGUCAACAGCAGUUUGAGUGAUGAGCUCCGGAGGCUGCAAAGGGAGAUCCACAAACUACAGGCAGAGAACUUGCAGAUCCGGCAGCCACCAGGGCCAGUGCCCACCACUCCACUCCCCAGCGAACGGGCAGAACACACACCCAUGGGGCCCAGUGGGAGUGCCCACCGCAGGGACCGGCAGGCCUUCUCUAUGUAUGAACCGGGCUCUGCCCUGAAGCCCUUUGGAGGCCCACCUGGUGACGAGCUCACCACUCGGCUACAGCCUUUCCACAGUGCUGAGCUGGAGGAUGACGCCAUCUACUCAGUACAUGUUCCUGCUAGCCUUUACCGGAUCCGGAAGGGGGUGUCAGCCUCAGCUGUGCCCUUCACUCCCUCCUCCCCACUGCUGUCAUGCUCCCAGGAAGGAAGCCGCCACGCGAGCAAGCUCUCCCGUCAUGGCAGCGGUGCUGACAGCGACUAUGAGAACACGCAAAGUGGGGACCCGCUGCUUGGACUAGACGGGAAGAGGUUCCUCGAGCUGAGCAAGGAGGAAGAUUUCCACCCGGAAUUGGAAAGCCUGGAUGGAGACCUGGACCCUGGCCUCCCCAGUACAGAGGAUGUUAUCUUGAAGACGGAGCAGGUCACCAAGAACAUCCAGGAACUGUUACGGGCUGCCCAGGAGUUCAAGCAUGACAGCUUUGUGCCCUGCUCAGAGAAGAUCCAUUUGGCUGUAACUGAGAUGGCCUCUCUCUUCCCAAAGAGGCCAGCCCUGGAGCCUGUGCGCAGCUCCCUGCGGCUGCUCAAUGCCAGCGCCUACAGGCUGCAGAGCGAAUGCCGGAAGACAGUGCCUCCCGAGCCUGGCGCCCCUGUGGACUUCCAGCUGCUGACUCAGCAGGUGAUCCAGUGCGCCUAUGACAUUGCCAAGGCUGCCAAGCAACUGGUCACCAUCACCACCCGAGAAAAGAAGCAGUGACCACUCUCCCUGUCCCCUCACCCACCCUGGGACCUCACUGGCUAUGGGAGCUGGGCCACUCCAGACACUAAUCCCCACCCCAAAAGAGCCGCUGGCACAAGUGCCCUUAGUGCUGCCCCUUUCCCCUGGCAGCCAGGCGCCUGGAUGCCUGCCCCUCCCCCUUCAGCUCCCAAGGAUGGGGAGGUGGGGUGGCAGGAGCUCCUGUCCCCCACAUUCCACGCACCUCCCCUGUACAUAGCAUCCCCUCCUAUAGUGUGCAGGGGCCUACAAGGCAUCACUCCCAGCCCCUCGCCCUUUGGGGCACCCUUAGCAAAGGGUCAGGCAGAGACACUCCGAGUGGGCAGUUCCCCUACGUGCAUCCCACCCCCAUGAGCCAGUUCAGCCCUGUUGGGGGCUGAGUGGGGGCAUCCUUCUCCUUUGUACAUAACCUCUGGGUGUCCUGCCCUGUAGCCACCAGCCCCCUCUGCUGCUCUCCUCUAAUGCCAAAUGGCCCCAGCUAGCGCACAGGCCCACCCAGCCUGUGUUCCCGGGGUCCCAGCAGCAAAACACUGGAAAAUCUUUUUUUUUUUUCUUUAUUUUUCCUCUCCCUCCUCUCGUCCACCUCUUAAUUUUAACAUUGUGGUAGCUGAGUGUCCCUGCGUGCCUGCGUGUGAGUGUGCGGGACGGCAGUGCCGUUCUGGAGGCCUGGCUCAUCUCGAGCUUUGUGAGAGGUGAGGGUCCAGAGCAGCAGGACCAUCUCCCCUUUCCUGGGGCCAGGGACAACUGGGGCAAGCAGCUGGGGCCCAGCCUGCUGCCUACCCUCCUCUAUGCCCGUUCUCUGUGAACUUAGAAACCACUCCCUCCAUCUUUUCUUCCCCUCCCUUGCGGAGAGGGAAAGUGCUGGCUGGGGCAGAGAACUGAGCACCUGAGCCUGGGGCUGGCUCCCCGGGGUCCCCAACUCAGAUGGAAGUCCCUUCCUAUAACCUCUGAGAGGCCAGCAUCUGCACCUGUGGUGACUGGGUACGUAGCACCUGGGCUGCAGCCUGGGAAGGCUGGAGAGGCAGAUGGCAGAGCCUUCAAGCUCUUCCCCCCCCAUCCCACCUGCCUGGGGCCAGGCUCUACCUGUGUGGUGGUGGGUGGGCUGACUGCCAAAACGUGUGUCAUGUACAUUUGUAUCAAAAAAUAAAUAAGUGACCAUG
This is a messenger RNA of Erinaceus europaeus (western European hedgehog), 3771 nucleotides long. RefSeq names its product GIT ArfGAP 1 (gene GIT1). NCBI's taxonomy places the organism in Eukaryota, Metazoa, Chordata, Mammalia, Eulipotyphla, Erinaceidae. Gene Ontology annotation, molecular function: GTPase activator activity; protein binding. The coding region runs from base 281 to 2593 and encodes 770 amino acids. The transcript is spliced from 21 exons. Gene Ontology annotation, biological process: regulation of ARF protein signal transduction; brain development. The record is from RefSeq and is a predicted model, not a curated record.